UCUUUGCCCCCUCACGUUCAGACCACAGCGCUGUCCAAGCAUGGAGCUUUUUGAGACCAACCCUUACUUCUUCCCUGACCAGCGCUUCUAUGAAGGAGGGGACAGCUAUUUCCCCUCUCGCCUACCCGGGGGGUACGACCAAGGUGGCUACCAGGACAGGAACUCCAUGAUGGGGCUGUGUGGGACUCUGUCUGGAGGUGUUGGAGUUGGGGUGACAGGAACAGAGGACAAAGCCUCUCCAUCCAGCAUGUCACCUCACUCCGAGCCCCACUGCCCGGGUCAGUGCCUGCCUUGGGCCUGCAAGCUGUGCAAAAGGAAGACAGUGACCAUGGACCGCCGGAGAGCAGCCACACUGAGGGAGAAGAGACGCCUGAAAAAGGUGAACGAGGCUUUUGAUGCUCUGAAGAGGAGCACCCUGAUGAACCCCAAUCAGAGGCUGCCCAAGGUGGAGAUCUUGCGGAGUGCCAUCCAGUAUAUUGAAAGGCUGCAGGCCCUGGUGUCCUCCCUCAACCAGCAGGACACAGAGACAGGACAGCAGGGACUGCACUAUCGACCUGGCCCGGCCCAACCCAGAGUGUCGUCGUCAAGUGAGCCCAGUUCUGGCAGCACCUGCUGCAGCAGCCCAGAGUGGAGCAGCACUCCCGAGCAGUGCACACAAAGCUACAGCAGUGAGGAUCUCCUGAGUGCUGCUGACUCUCCAGAGCAGGGAAACAUGCAAGCCCUCACCUCCAUCGUGGACAGCAUUACUGCAGCAGACGGAGCUGUGGCCUUUCCUGUGGACAUUCCCAAAUAGACCCUUCACACUGAGGACCCAUAGGAGCACACAAGUGCCACUAACACAAA
Messenger RNA from Scomber japonicus (chub mackerel), 843 nucleotides. RefSeq names its product myogenin (gene myog). The record is from RefSeq and is a predicted model, not a curated record. Gene Ontology annotation, molecular function: DNA-binding transcription factor activity, RNA polymerase II-specific; protein dimerization activity; RNA polymerase II cis-regulatory region sequence-specific DNA binding. Gene Ontology annotation, biological process: muscle organ development; positive regulation of myoblast differentiation; positive regulation of transcription by RNA polymerase II. The transcript has 3 exons. NCBI's taxonomy places the organism in Eukaryota, Metazoa, Chordata, Actinopteri, Scombriformes, Scombridae. Bases 41 to 793 code for a protein of 250 amino acids.